Molecule: messenger RNA, 486 nt
Organism: Haliotis rubra (blacklip abalone)
Lineage: Eukaryota; Metazoa; Mollusca; Gastropoda; Lepetellida; Haliotidae
Product: perlucin-like
Molecular function (GO): signaling receptor activity
Source: RefSeq, a predicted model, not a curated record
AUGAGUCCCGGACUAGUGUUUGUCUUACUGUGCGCACUGGCAUCUGUAACUGCUGCUGAAGAUAGGCCUCGGUGUCCUAGGGGAUUCCUUGAGCACGGAUCUUCUUGUUAUUGGUUCUCCAACAUAGAGGGAUCAUUUGCUGAGGCAAGUUCCUACUGCCAGUUCUUUGGGAGUCACCUGGCCAGAAUAACUAGCGAAGAUGAGGACGACUACCUGAGAAGCCGUGCAAAUGAAGAAAAAGGCUCUAUAGGCUACUGGCUGGGUGCGACUGAUCUGAUCAAGGAAGGGGAGUUUAUGUGGGAGGGGCGUUCCCUUAACUACACAAACUGGGCUCCUGGGGAACCUAACAGCAGAAAUGCAUCAGAGCAGUCAGGGCAUUGUCUUAUGCUCCAGAUGACAACUGGCUAUAAGUGGAAUGAUAAUGAUUGUAUUAAGACAAAGUUCAUCUGUGAAAGGAAAGUGUCCAUGUGUUGCUGCAAACACUGA